Molecule: messenger RNA, 906 nt
Organism: Schistocerca serialis cubense
Lineage: Eukaryota; Metazoa; Arthropoda; Insecta; Orthoptera; Acrididae
Exons: 5
Coding region: 1-906 (301 amino acids)
Source: RefSeq, a predicted model, not a curated record
AUGACGUGGAAACGACGCGUGUUGGUAACGGUCUCCGGCUUUGGUGUCCCACAGGUGCCAGUGGAGAUCGACGUGCAACACGCCGAGGACUUCCCCGAGGGCUCGGCGGGCCUGCGGAUGGCGGAUGCGCACAUCCCGGCGCACGCGGUCCGCCACGAGUCGGCGCGCCUGCAGUGCCGCUUCGACCUGGAGGGCGAGUCGCUGUACUCCGUCAAGUGGUACAAGGACGGCCGCGAGUUCUACCGAUACGUGCCCCGCGACUCGCCGCCGGCGCUCCUCUUCCCCGUGCCCGGCAUCUCCGUCGACAGGUCGCGGUCCAACGCCAGCCAGGUGACUCUGCACAACGUGGACCUGGAGGCGUCCGGCCGCUACCGCUGCGAGGUGUCCGGGGAGGCGCCGGCCUUCAGGACUGUCUCGGAGCAUGGCGACAUGCUCGUUGUUGCGCUACCCCAGGAGGGUCCUCGCAUCUCCGGCGGCAGACCUCGCUACCAGGUGGGCGACACCGUCAGCCUCGACUGCAGCUCUGGGCCGUCCAGGCCUGCCGCCCACCUCGUCUGGUACAUCAACGACCAGCAGGCGGAGCGGUCGCAGCUGGUCGGCCCGCGCGAGGUGUCCCGGCGCGACGGUCUGGUGACGACGGUGCUGGGGCUGCGCUUCGUGGCGGCGGCGCGCCACUUCCGCGAGGACGGCAGCCUGCUGCUCAAGUGCCAGGCCAGCGUGGCCGCGCUCUACUGGCGCUCCGAGGAGCACAGCGUGCGACCCGCCGUCGCCAUGGAGAGCCGCGGCGCGCCCGCAGCUGGGCCGGCCGGCGCGGGGGGCGCCGCCACUGCGCAGACGCCGGCCGCCGCGGCCACAGGUAGGCGGGCCGCCAGCACGCAGCGCAGCGCAGCCCACGGGAUAGGGUAG